CAAGCCUUACCUUCUUUGAUGCAGUUUUGGUUUCCUUUUUUUUUUGAGUUUCAACCAUAGUCAUGGAUCCUUUUACCUUAUAAGGAAGCAUUUGAGGGACAUUCAAAUACUGUUUGCUUAAAUGCAUCAGAUGCUACCCCAGAAUUUUUAAGAAACCAUUUCUGGAGGAACCAGACCAAAACAGAAACCUUUACAGUAUUAAGCUUCGUCUGUUCCCAUGGCAUCAGAAUAGUCACAGUCUGCCUAAUGUUAUGAAGGGAGUAUUGCUCAGGCUUUCAAUGGAUGAAUUUUUUUUUAAUAGCUGAACAUUUGCCAGGACAUUCUGCAUCAUAGCUCUUGUGAUGUCUUAGAACACUUUGAUCAAUAACUCUGAGCCUGCAAAGUUGGCUUUAUCAUGGCAAUCCUGUGAUGCUACAAUGCAGUUGGUGUGUCUUUGUGGCAAGGGUCUAUAAAACCUUUCUAAAGAAGACAGGAAGCUAUGGCAAAAACUGUGCACGUGUGAUUUCCUUCAGGGUAUUAUUAGUAAAAGUGUUUUGUCCAUUCUCCAGGACGCCAUCAUUACUCCUGGUAGCCAACAGAGGUCGAGGCAGGUUUUUACAAAUUAAAUAAAGUCAACUGAUUAUGGGGGUAGGGGGUGGGUAACUACUACUGACUGCCCAUCCUAUGGUUUUUUUCAAGUUGUCAACAGGUUGCCAAGCUGUUGUUCAAGCGCCCCGGUGUAAUGACUCACCAUUUACUCACAACAUACAUAAAUAACUCCAUAAUAAUCACUUGGUGUUGUUCCCCGCUGUUCACCAUUUGGUAGCUGUUACUGGAAAGUUUUGCAUCUGUGCUUACUUUUCAUGUAAAUCUACCCUAUCAGUAAAAACCAGUUUCUUACUCAGAUCUGGCUGACAGUGCCAGGGGACUGCUACAGAUGCCAAAUGGGAUCCUUCCUUCAGGACAGUGUGAUAUACCUGAGGACAUAUCAUAAGGCUAAAAUGUUUUUGAUGAUAUAUUUUAUUUACAAAAUAUUAUGCAUUGCUGGUAUUAUUACCCUAUGAAAGGAAAUAAAGUCAACUGACAAUUGCCUUACACUUUCCAGUAUCUGCUAUUUUUCUUUGUAGAGAACACCUCUUAGACCUUAUUUCUGAAAUAAGAGAAACAUAGCACAAAGCUUUUCCAAUUCACAAACUCCCUGAAAUGUUUUUGGUUUAGGGGGUGCUAGCCAGUGUCUACAGACAGGAAUUGGAAGCCUUUGACUGAGAAACUUUUGUAUGAAAGGAGACAUGGACAUCAUGCAGGGGGCUGAGCAGAGGGGCGGAGAUGAGACGCAGAGGGGAAGGACUCCCGCACAUUUGAACAUGUUAUCUGGAAAAAGAGGUGCCUGGUUUCUUAAAGAACUAAAUUAUCUCUCUCUCUCUUUUUUUAUUUAAAGUAUUUAUUUAUUUAUUUAUGAGAAAGAUAGGAGGAAAUAAAGAACCAGACAUCACUCUGGUACAUGUGCUGCCGGGGAUUGAACUCAGGACCUCAUGCUUGAGAGUCUGAUGUUUUAUCCACUGUGCCACCUCCCAGACCACUCUCUUUUUUUUUUUUUUCUUCAAAUUUCAUUUUAUUUUUCUGCCAGAGCACUGCUCAGUUCUGGCUUCUGGUGGUAGAGGAGAUUGAACCUGGGGCCUGGGAGCCUCAGACAUGAUUCUUUUGUAGAACCAUUAUGCUAUCUCCCCAGCCCAAGAACUGAAUACUCUCAAUUGCAACUAAAACUUGAAAAGAGGUGACUAACUAGUAAGAGCAGAGAGACUGUCACCCAGAGAAAAGCAGAUGUUGUAUGUGAGAACUCCUGUUCAUCCACAAACCCAGCAGGAAUUUGUACAGGUGAAACACACCCAGUUGACAAACGGUUCCUGCCACGUUUGCUCAGUUGUAUGUAUAUAUGCUUAGCCACACCAAGUUAGCUCAGAGUUAGAAAACUGUGACCACAGCCUACAGGUGGCUACACUGCCACCCCUGAAGCCUGAAAAAACAGUAAUCCCACAGAAAUUCCACAGCCCUGAUGCUUUUAAGCAAUUCUGAUCAGGAGCAGAGAAAAUGGGGCAAAGCCCUUCUCAGCCGCUGGAGGUGAAGGAGAACAGAGAAGUGGUCAGCCUGUGUGAGGCAGUUGGAGGAGCCAUUGUCCACGCAGCCCAGAAGCUGAAAGAGUAUCUGGGGUUUGAAGACCCUCUGAGCAAUCUCCGUGCUGCCCCAAACACUCUCAACGAGAUCUUCCUAAUCCACUUUGUCACUCUGUGCCAAGAGAAGGGUGUGGAAGAGUGGUUCACCACCACCAAGAUGACCAAGCACCAGGCCUCGCUGUUUGGGGCCGACUGGAUCUGGACCUUCUGGGCUUCAGAUAAGCGGAUAAAGUUUCAGCUGGCAGUACAGACUCUGCAGCUGUCUUCUCUCCCUCUUGUGGAGUCUAAGCCCUGUGAUCCAGGCUCCAUGGCCAAAGAAGUUUUCAGGAGGAGAAGUCGAUUUGAUAAGCUGGAGAAAUUCUGUAGCUUGAUAGGAGAGGACUGCCUGGGUCUGUUUAUCGUCUUCGGGGUGCCAGGGAAGCCUAAAGACAUCCGAGGGGUGGUCCUGGACAGCGUUAAAGGUGAGAAAACGAAGGAGGAGGCGGUGGCACGGUUUGUUCUGGAGACUGAAGACUGUGUCCCCAUUCAAGAGCUGCUGGGGAACUGCCUGAGUAAGAGGGAUGGACUCAGGGAAGUGGGCAAGGCUUAUAUCAGCAUCCUCUGAGCCGGAUGUAUGUCUGGAUGCUGGUGUGGAAGAUGAAGAGAGGGAAAAGAAAGCUUUUACUCUGGUCAGCAAGCUUGUCUCACUGUGGGGCUUUCUCUCCUCCCCACUUCCCACUCCAGUUGAUGGAAACAGUUGCCUGUGAGUCUCCCAUUGUGGAGCAGAAAAGAUCCUGCCUGCAUUGAGGGGUACCUUACAAAUGAGCUUAAGCCCUUAUUUAUUCAACAAUAAAUGGAGGAAAGAAUAAAGCCAGCCUUUGGAUUGCAAAAGAAAAGUGUCUUUGAAAUAGUAAGUCUAAUGCCUGGAGAUGCAUAAGGUGUUCCUGCAAUAUAAGCUGUGAUGGGCAGACACCUUGGGUGCCCACGGGGGACUCCUUGAGGGCACUUGUCUACCUCUGUUCCACUUGAUUUGCUACUCAAGAGUCCAUUUAUGUGUGGGUGUGAUGAGGAGUCUUUUUUACAUGUACCAAGGUAUGAAAGUGUACACCCCAGAUCUAUAUAGUAUUGUAAACAAUGCCAAGUCAAUAAAUAUUUUAAAAUUA
Messenger RNA from Erinaceus europaeus (western European hedgehog), 3292 nucleotides. RefSeq names its product RAB15 effector protein (gene REP15). The coding region runs from base 2068 to 2754 and encodes 228 amino acids. Gene Ontology annotation, biological process: receptor recycling. NCBI's taxonomy places the organism in Eukaryota, Metazoa, Chordata, Mammalia, Eulipotyphla, Erinaceidae. The transcript has a single exon. The record is from RefSeq and is a predicted model, not a curated record.